AUGUUUGGACGUGGAAAUAUAGAGGACGCGAAGGAGCUUCAAGCUUCGUUCACAUGCGCAAAGCUUCCCCGAAAUAACAAGCCUGGUCAAAAAGGAAAAAACGGAAGCGCCAGACAACAGGGAAGUAGUCUGAAUAACAAUCGUCAACAGCAUACUCAGUACGGCCAAGAUAGUACUACACAGGGACAUGUUCGACAUGGCCGAGGCUUAGUAAUGGACCCUGAAGGAAAUACAAGACAGUAUCAUCCAGGAAGGUCAACUCGUGAAGGUACCGUCGCGUCACCUGGCACCGAUAGCAUUCCUAUGCUCCAAGUCACUAGAGAGCCACGAACUGGUCGCACUGGUAAUAUCACCCAACGCCAAGAAUCCCCUAUCCCACAGGCAGCUCCUAAGAUUGUACCUCGGCCAGAGCCAUGGCAAAAACGCGUGGCGUCAACUAGCGAAGACGAAAACAUUAAAGUGAAGCGCAUCAAGGGCGAAUCCACGGAUGAUUCAAGCCCACUGCAGACACAACUAAGCAACAGUCCUUCACUACUUCACAGGCAUCCUCAGAAUUCUGGUGGCCACGCUCAGACUACGCAAGCUUCGCCUACAUCUUCCAAUCAGCUACAAUCUCUCGAGCCAACCCAAUCCAACAACAAUGCCUUGGGUCCUACUUUGGCACGCGGCUCUAACACCAUUAAGCCGGCCUUCCCUUGUAACAUGGGUCCUUGGCGCGAGAGCUCAGAAUCUAUCCGUUCCGACUCAUCGUCCUCCGACUCAGAAAGCGAUUCAACGAGUCUUAGUGCAAUACAACCCAUUCCUGGAAACGAAGGUGAUGGCGACGUGGCUAUGAGUGGCGUAGAGGCAGGCCACAAAGCCAAAGUAGGGCUUCAAGGUUCACGAUGGAACUUCAAGAACCCUAAUCACUAUCCCGAGAAAACCAGACACAAGUCUAAGCUUAAUACUAAGCUUUCUUCCGGAUAUCUUUGGGAAGAUUCGAUGCAUGUUGAUCCACCGACACAGGAAAGACGCGGUCCCUCUGCCCCGACCGGCCAAAUUGUGAUGAGCGGUAUCUCUAAGGGACCUGGCCUCGCAGACUCUCGCUGGGCCUCGUAG
This is a messenger RNA of Daldinia caldariorum, 1098 nucleotides long. RefSeq lists its product as uncharacterized. The transcript has a single exon. Lineage: Eukaryota; Fungi; Ascomycota; Sordariomycetes; Xylariales; Hypoxylaceae. The record is from RefSeq and is a predicted model, not a curated record. The coding region runs from base 1 to 1098 and encodes 365 amino acids.